CGAGAUUAACCCCUUAGUGGCAGAAACCAUCGCUGUGAGCUCAGACUGUCCGUCCGUCAGACGACCAUGACUCCUCUGCAGCAGCAGCCCUGCACCACCACACAGAGGGUGCAGUCCACUUUAAAACUCUUCAUGCUGGAGACUGCCCGGAAUACACUUGAACAGGAACUUCUUAACCUCACCAACAAGGCCUACGAAGAUGUUCAAGCUUUCUUCAGUUCAACUUUUCCCACCGGUAGUGUCUUCAGUGAUCUGGUUAAGGCUUUGGAUACAAAAUAUCAGGCCAUUGACAAGCUCUCCGGUUUAUUAAAAGACCUCGCAGUUGAGCCACACGUUUGUGUCCAGCCUCCUGUCCAAAAUGGAAUGAAAGCAAAUCAGCUUCAGCCACUCGGAGACAAAAAGAUCCCAAUGACCGAUGUUCUGAAGUUUGGGCCUAUGUUGCAGAAUUCACUCAUGGCGAGCUCCAUAACCAAAGCAGUCCAGGUGCUUGGAGCCACGCUGUCCCACCAGCAGUUGAAAUAUUUCCUCAUCUCCCAGCCUGUGGUCCAGCAGGAUGACACGUUAUGCAGUAUCCCGUCCAGCUACAACAGCACCGUUGCGUUGAGCUCAUCCCCCCACUUACAAGCUGAAGAAAAAGAACAUAAUGUUAUUUUUGAGGAGAAACGCCCAUCAGAUGCUGCGAUUCUUCCACCUGUGAUUAUUGAGCGACCCAAGAUUAACCCAGAGAGGCCACCACUACUGCUGCCUCCCAUACAAGCUAUACUCCCAGAGAUCAGUAACCUUAAACCAGUGAAAAUAACACCACUAAUGAGCUGGGGCUGUGAGGAAGAUGUCCAGGUGCAACACCAAAAACAAACAUCCUCUCAGCUGCUUCACUUCCUCAGAGCAAAAACUAAAAACAUGGGUGCACUAGAGGUCACCGUCAUGGAGUGUAGUAUGUGCACUUCAAGUUUGCCACAGGGGCCUACCAUCAAAACACAAAGCUACCAAUUCAGACAUGUUGUGACUGAUGAUCUGAUCAAUGCACUAGCUCCGAAAACAUUAUGUGCAGACGUUGAAAACCAAGCCCCAGUCUUCAGAGUUAAAAGAGUGGAAUCGAGUGGCUCUCUGACCUACACUUGUGUGAUUGCAACAAAGACUGAAUUGUGGGAUAUUGGAGACAUCUUCACAGAGGUGGGACACGGAGAGCCUCAAGCUUACUCGUUGGAUAAUAUAGACAGGCCAAAGACAACAGCUCAAGAGGACUCCUGUCUAAACAACCAGCGGAAAACACAAACUCUGCAAUGCACAGAACCUGAAGAGGCGAGCCAUUAUGCUGAUGCAAAAAGGCCAGCGAUUAACGCCAUUACCAUUCCAGAUUUCCAGAUCCGAAGGUUUGAAGAGACUGAAGUUGUGGUGUCUCAUAUUGUCAGCCCAGGCAACUUUUACGUACAACACGCAGACUCCAUCAUGAAGCUGCAGGCCCUUUUCGCAGACAGCUGGAAAGCCAGUAGUUCACAUGCCGAGCAGAGCUGCAUUCCAGACAUUGGAACUAAAGUAAUGGGUUGGUUCCCUAAGCAAGAACAAUGGUGCAGGGCUCAGGUGACGAAGAUAUGCGGAGUAAGUGGAGAUAAUAAUGCCACUGAUGGUGCUGGGAGUGGGUCAUCCAUCAAGUUGGAGGUGAAGAAGCUGGACUACGGGGGGACUGCCUGCCUGUCUCUGUUGAACAUCAAAGAGAUGACUCCAGAAAUGGCCGUCCUACCACUCCAGGCUAUCGAGGUCUCGCUGGCAAAUGUGACGCCUGUGUAUGGGAGCGAUUGGUCUGAGGAGGCAGUGGGCUGGUUCAAAGCAAUGGUGCACAACAGAACGCUCUAUGCCAGACUUUACCCACAGGGGCCCAAAGUUACAGUCGAGCUGUUCCUGGAAAAGGGAAAGCUCGGAGCCAUGAGGAGGGGGGCACCAUUGUCUUUGAGACUGGCCCAGAACGGACAUGCAAAACAUAACAAACUGAAGAAUAGUAGUCUCAAGGGAAGAAGCAUAAUUCAACUAAAAACGAGGAAACAGGAGGCCGAGUGGGAGAAAUACCUCAUCUCAUGCUUUACUCACAACCUGGAGUCGAAAAUGAACUGGGGGUCCUUUUAUGCCGUGAUCAGCGGCGUAAACAGGCACUCUACCGGCAUCGGACGCGUUUGGCUCUCCGUCAUCUUCAUCUUCCGUAUCCUGGUCCUGGUGGUCGCUGCUGAGAGCGUUUGGGGAGAUGAGAAGUCCGGCUUCAUCUGCAACACCCAGCAGCCCGGCUGCAACAGCGUCUGUUACGACCAGUUCUUCCCCAUCUCGCACAUCCGCCUGUGGGCGCUCCAGCUCAUCCUGGUCUCCACCCCUGCCCUGCUGGUGGCCAUGCAUGUGGCCCACCGACGCCACAUCGACAAGAAGAUCCUGAAGAGGACGGGCCGCAGCAGUCCCAAGGAGCUGGAAAACAUAAAGAACCAGAAGUUUCAGAUCACCGGAGCAUUGUGGUGGACAUACAUGAUCAGUAUCAUCUUCAGAAUCAUCUUCGAGGUGGCUUUUCUCUACAUUUUCUACUUGAUCUAUCCUGGCUUUAAGAUGGUGCGUUUGGUGAAGUGUGACUCGUACCCAUGCCCCAACACAGUGGACUGUUUUGUCUCCAGACCGACAGAAAAGACCAUAUUCACUGUGUUCAUGCUGGCAGUGUCUGGGGUGUGUGUGCUGCUUAACCUGGCUGAGGUGGUAUACCUCAUCGCCAGGGCCUGUAAACGGUGCUGCCGAGGCUCCGAGGAAGAGGACAAAGUAGCUUGGAUAAGUCAAAGAUUGUCUACUUAUAGGCAAAAUGAAAUCAAUCAGCUGAUAGCAGACCAUUCUCUCAAGUCUAAGUUCACUGUGACCAAAAAGAGCCCAACUGAGAAGGCUGAAAGGUGUUCUGCUUUCUGAAACUCUGCCUCUCCUGUUCCCUUUAAACUAAUCAACAGCAAUCACACAUGUCCAUGGAUCAUGUUGCUCUGCAUUAAUGUCACAUGUUCUGUAAAUACACAUUCAAAGCAACUAUUUAUACAUAAUUCAGUCAAUCGC
This is a messenger RNA of Anoplopoma fimbria (sablefish), 3066 nucleotides long. RefSeq lists its product as uncharacterized. The transcript is spliced from 9 exons. Gene Ontology annotation, biological process: cell communication. Gene Ontology annotation, cellular component: connexin complex. The record is from RefSeq and is a predicted model, not a curated record. NCBI's taxonomy places the organism in Eukaryota, Metazoa, Chordata, Actinopteri, Perciformes, Anoplopomatidae. Bases 67 to 2928 code for a protein of 953 amino acids.